AUGAUCAUCUAUGACAUUCUUGCUUGGUUAUUCAAAUACGUGUCACUCAUGAUGCAAGCCUCGUCGAACAUAUUUCCUCUUGCUCUCCGUCCCGGUCAAGGCGGUAUGGCUCAAGCACAGCAUCCGGAUCGAGAUGGGUAUGGCUCGGAGGAAGAGGACGAGAUGCCUACAUUCCCUGACGAUGAGUCUUCAGCGGAUGGAAUUGAGCGUGCUACCCCUAGUUUGCUGCUCGAAGGUUCAUCCGGCGGACAGCUAGUAUCACGAUCGCACCGUGAGCAAGGCGUUCUCCAAGCCAGAAACACAUGGCUAGACGACUUGACGAACAAGAUGCUGCCUCCAGAAGAGACGGACCUCAUGGUCAGCAGGCUAGCGAAACAUGCGGACGAGCAAUUUAAAAGAACAUACGUGCGAGGCGUACCCACUGUUGAGGUACAAGAGUCGGCCGUCAAUCUCAUGGUAGGCUUGUCUUUCCUACCAGGAGCAGACAAGCCACAAGUCAAUCGAUUCGAGCAGACGGAUAUGGCAGGCAAUGCGCCAGACCAGAAAGAUGCAAUGUGGCGUGUGAACACAGCUGGCUCCCUCCUCACAAACCACGACGUAGCCCAAGAUCUGUCGAUUAUACAGACUGAACAAACUUCGAAGGUGGUCCGGAAGGUCAUUGAUCGAAGGAGAAACGAGGACUGGCUGAGUCGCAAGAAGGUCAAGAUGAUUGGAGAGAUCGCGCCUGACGCCGUCACGAUCGAUAGCAAGCGUGUCAAGCUCGUGUCCGAUUUGAGAACAAGUCAAUGGGAUCUGGAAGCGAUGCUUGUUGAAGUCGAUGACAAAAUUGGUGUUGGAGCAGAUGAUCGAAGACGCUCGCAGGCUGUGUACGCGAUCCCCGAUCCUCUUCCGCAUGUCGACCCGGACUCGAAUCAUCAGCUCUAA
Molecule: messenger RNA, 924 nt
Organism: Bacidia gigantensis
Lineage: Eukaryota; Fungi; Ascomycota; Lecanoromycetes; Lecanorales; Ramalinaceae
Exons: 2
Coding region: 1-924 (307 amino acids)
Source: RefSeq, a predicted model, not a curated record